This is a messenger RNA of Brugia malayi, 807 nucleotides long. RefSeq lists its product as uncharacterized. The transcript has 7 exons. NCBI's taxonomy places the organism in Eukaryota, Metazoa, Nematoda, Chromadorea, Rhabditida, Onchocercidae. Gene Ontology annotation, cellular component: mitochondrion. The record is from RefSeq and is a predicted model, not a curated record. Bases 1 to 807 code for a protein of 268 amino acids.
AUGUCAGAUGAGGAGAGAGGAAUGCCUUGGUCAAAGUUCAGUAGUAUUCCAAAUAAAUUGUGGCAGUUUUUUUCGCGAAAUUUGGAUACCAAAGACGAAGUUGUUAUUGAGAAUGAACAUGCGGAUGAUUCCAAUACUAGUGGUUGGCAGCGAUUGAAAAAUGUAUAUUUUAAUAAAGAUGUACAUUUUGAGACGAGUAUAUUGAUGCCAUGUGUAGAAUGGACAUUUAUUGGUACAGUAUUCUUCACAGGUCCUCUAGGAUGGCAGAGAGCUGCUGACCGUUAUAAUCGUUACGCGAGGGGUCGAAUAUUUCUUAGUCCACGUGACGCACUGAGGCGUAAAUGGGAUUAUGCAUUUACAUCAUUUCUGCGCUUGGGAGCAAUUAACGGUACUCUAGCAUCAUUAUAUGUUGGAUGUAUGGUAGCAGCGAUCACACAUGUUGCAGCAUGGCGCGGCCAUUUUUCACUUUGGACUAUUCCCAUUAUAACAACUUCAGUGUCAUCUGUAGUUGCAUGUCCACUAGGUGUGCGAAAAAUGGUGCAAGCAGCAAGUCUUGGGUUAACGUGCGGGCUGACUCUAUCGUUGAUCAUGUUUAGCGUAUCAUACUUUUCCGCUCAAACAGUAGAUGACACAUAUCAACAAUUCAAACGAGAAUAUGAGUUGAUAUUAAGAGCUGAACGAGUUAAAGACGAAAAUAUCAAAAUAUAUCAAAAAGAACAUAAAAUUUGGUCUAGAAAUUUGGCAAAACUUCUGAUGGAUAAGGAUAAAGAGCUAGAAAGUGAAAAUUCUGAAAUUCCCUCCAAAUAA